GAACCAUCGCACACGUUCACCCGUUUCCACACGGAACUGUUAUUGUGUGUGACGCGUUAACGCUGCGCUACUGCCACUACAUGCGAAUUAUGAUCAGUCCCAAACUUUCAGACAGUCAUCGAUUAUUGGAUAUUCACAGUAUUUCGUAUACUUUUUAGAUUAUGAAUUUCUUCCGCAACCGUCUGGUGGUUUUGGGGCUGGUGUUGCUGGCCACAGUGCUGCUGUAUCUGCUGCUGCCCUCCAUGCGGCAGGGGAGCAUGGAGCCGUCUCUGGAGGUGCAGCAGCGGAUGGGCCUGAUCGCCGCCUCUCCUCCGCCGCCGCCGCCGCCAAACAGCGUCAACAUCACGGUCAGGACCGGACAGCUGCCCGGGGACCCGCCGCUCUUCUUCAGGGAGGCUCUGCCUGUGGACAGCGCUGGGCGACAGAUAGUGCCCAGGCUGCAGUUGGUGCUUCUUCAUGGUCAGGCCUUCACCUCUAAAACUUGGGAGGAGUUGGGCACCCUCAGCCUGCUGGCUUCCAAUGGGUACCAGGCCCUCGCUCUCGACCUGCCCGGUUUUGGGAAUUCUCCGGACUCAGAGUCGGUAAAGUCGGAUCAGAGCCGCGUGGACCUGCUGAAGCGUUUUCUGGAGUCUCUGGGCGUGCGAGCACCGGUGUUACUGAGCCCGUCUAUGAGCGGCCAUUACGCCCUGCCGUUCCUCCAGAAACACAGCGCCCAGCUGCACGGCUUUGUGCCCAUCGCCCCCGUGGGUACCCGCGGCAUCACGCCACAGCAGUACCGCGACAUCCAGACUCCUACACUGGUCAUAUAUGGAGAGUUAGACACCAAUCUGGGCGCCCAAUCCCAUAAGAACCUGAUUCAGCUGCCUCAUCACACCGUGGUGAAGUUGGCAGGAGCGCGACAUGCCUGUUACAUGGACAAACCCCGCGAGUUCCACCGUGCUCUGCUCGACUUCCUAAGCAAACUUGAAUGAGGGACCUAGAGAGUGAGAACGGGUCAUACAAACAUGUGAAAAAGACUUUGGAAGAGACUGCGUGAAGAAAAAGACAAGAAAAUGAUGAACAGGACUGCGGUGUAGCUGUAAAACCAGUCCUGAAACGUAACGCACACCUGAACGUUCUAUCAGCCAUCCACAUCUGCUCACUCCUUAUAAUUUCCCUGCGUGCACCAUCAAGAGAUGAGAUAUUAUAAUACAUCAAACUAACAAAUCUUCUGCAGAGUUACUAUAGUAACGCUUCUUUUGUAGAUUGUAAACAUCCUUUUAUUUGACACUUUUGACACUGUUGCAUGUAAUGGCCCGUCUGAACGUUGUUACAUUUUCCAGGCUGAGGGUUGUUCUGUAAUGCUGUUCCCAGGAUUUCCAGUCUGAGGAAUGUUCCUGUAACAACACAAUAGCCAUGGUUUCCAGUCUGAGAGUUAUUCGUAACACUGUUGCCAUGGUUUCCUUUUUGAGAGUUGUUCUGUAACGCUGUUGCCAGGGAUGUUCCUGUAACACAAUUGCCAUGGUUUGCAGUCUGAGGGAUGUUCUGUAACGCUGUUGCCAUGGUUUCUGGUCUAAGAGUUAUUCCGUAAUGCUGUUGCCAUGAUAUCCUUUUAGAGAGUUGUUCUGUAACGCUGUUGCCAGGGAUGUUCCUGUAACAUAAUUGCCAUGGUUUCCAAUCUGAGUUAUUCCAUAAAGCUGUUGCCAUGGUUUCUGGUCUGACAGAUGUUCCUGUAACAUAGUUACAAUGGUUUUCUUUCUGAGAGUUGUUCUGUAACUCUGUUGCCAGGGAUGUUCCUGUAACACAAUUGCCAUGGUUUCCAGUCUGAGGGAUGUUCUGUAACGCUGUUGCCAUGGUUUCUGGUCUGACAGAUGUUCCUGUAACAUAGUUACAAUGGUUUUCUUUCUGAGAGUUGCUCUGUAACUCUGUUGCCAGGGAUGUUCCUGUAACACAAUUGCCAUGGUUUCCAAUCUGAGAGAUAUUCCAUAAUGCUGUUGCUAUGGUUUCAGGUCUGACAAAUUUUCCUGUAACAUAGUUACCAUGGUUUCCUUUCUGAGAGUUGCUCUGUAAUUCUGUUGCCAGGGAUGUUAGUGUAACAUAAUUGCCAUGGUUUCCAAUCUGAGUUAUUCCAUAAAGCUGUUGCCAUGGUUUCUGAUCUGACACAUUUACCUGUAACAUAGUUUCCAGUCUGAGAAUUAUUCUUUAAUGUAAUUGCCAUAGUUUCCAUUCUGAGAGUUGUUCUGUAACGGAUUUGUCAUGGUUUCUUAUCUUUGGGUUGUUCCCGUAAAAUGGUUGCCAUGGUUUCCAACCUGAGAAAUGUUCCUGUAACUAAUUUGCCAUGGUUUUCUUUCUGAGGGAUGUUCCUGUAACAAAAUUGCCAUGGUUUCCAGUCUGAGAGUUAUUCUGUAAUGCUGUUGCUAUGGUUUACAGUCUGAAGCACGUUCCUGUAAUUCAGUUGCCACGGCUUUCUUUCUGAGGGAUGCACAUUUAACACAAUUGCCAUGGUUUCCAGACUGACAGUUGUACCUAUAACACAGUUGCCAUGGUUUCUAGUCUGACAGUUGCUUUCAAUAACAUAGUUGCCAUGGUUUCCAUUCUGAGGAUUGUUCUUGUAACACAGGUGCCAUGUUUUUUGGUCUUUGCUGUUCCUAUAAUACAAAAUUCAUGGUUUCCUCUAUGAGGGUUGUUUUUCUAAUACCAUUGUCAUGGUUUUCUGUAACAACAAGAGUCACAUAAUGCCAAAAAUCAGUGUCAUGACUGUCAUAACCCUCGGAUACACUUGACAUGUAACUGAAUUCAUCAAUCCUACAAGAACAUCUCAGAGAAGAAAACGGCAUUUCUCAUUUUUGGCACGUAUUGGUUUGCCGUAUCAUCAUGUGAAAUCAUGCAGAGUGUUCACACCAGCAGUUGGCGCAUACAUACAUAAUGUAGCAUGUCAAUGUGUGAAUGGCUCAACACAUGGUUUUAGAAGUGCAAAAAUAAGAGAGAUAAGUUGCAGCAUUGGACGCCUGUCAUGCCUGUAAAUUCAGUUUUUCGUUAUUAGUAGUUGUCAGACUCCUACUGGCAGUAGAUUAUUUCUUGCAAUAAAUAGAACAUUUCCUGAGACUGCAGAGAAAAAAAAGUUCAUUACAUUACCACACCUAAAAAUGGAGGUGUUCAUUACAUAUUUAUUAUUUAUUUCUUAAAGCUUCUACAUGAUAGAAACUGUAAUGUGUGUGGUAUUUAUGUGCUGUGGUCUUUUGUUUUGUUUGUUUAUAGCUUGUAAAUAUGAAUAUGUUUUAGAGGACUGUGAGGCACCUCUGCCCUGUAAAUAUUUCCAACAUCACGAAUCUUCAACCUGAAGGGAUCUGUCAUUGGGACUGAAUUCAUAUUCUGGUGUGCAUGGUACUGCAGAGUCAUGAAACAUGCUUUUCAAUGCAAAAUAAAGUUCAUUAACAUUAA
Molecule: messenger RNA, 3420 nt
Organism: Sinocyclocheilus rhinocerous
Lineage: Eukaryota; Metazoa; Chordata; Actinopteri; Cypriniformes; Cyprinidae
Gene: abhd14a
Product: abhydrolase domain containing 14A
Exons: 5
Coding region: 162-971 (269 amino acids)
Cellular component (GO): cytoplasm
Source: RefSeq, a predicted model, not a curated record